AUGGCAGCGAGAAAGAUGCCCUCAUACAUCACUUCUUCACGCACCUGGGCUCUAGCUGACCCAACGAGCACUACGAACGCCAUGAAGGGUUUCGAGCCUCUGAGCUUUAGCGGCAUCCAUGUGUCUAUAGACACUGACAGUGAUCCUGAGUACAACUACAGCUCGCACGUGCCCAAUCCGCCAGGCCAAUCCCAGUCUGGCCGCCAAACACUUCACCCGACUUCUGCAAUCAGUCACGACAUUCCUGCAGCCCCUAGAGCAAGGCCGAGACUCCAUACUAGGAUACUCGAUCGCUCCAUUGCUCGACAGGUCCCUCCUGUGGGCCCCGCGCGAUCGAAUUCUGCCUCUGAAUAUGGUCAAACUUGGGGAGGCCACGUUGAACAUAUGCAUGGUGUUGAUCGUGUGCUCUCAAGAACACUCACGCCCUGCUAUUCUGUGGGGAACCAUCCGUGCUGGCCGGGUCCUCUAGCCUCCCCAUUCUCUUUGGAACUUAACGCCUUGAUGAACACUCUAGUGAUCCCAACUCAGCCACAUGCAUCUACCAGGCGUCUGAGACCUGGCAGGAACAAUUCAGGACUUGUCUCACUUACCGAGAUAGCCACACGUUUCCGACUUGAACAUGGUAGCAUACAGACCCUGAACGCUGCGGCAGAAAAACCCGAUGUUCUCAAGUUCAUUGUCCUGUUCAGCAAUUACGAGAAUGGCAACCACGGCUGCUAUCGCAAGCUGGCCGUAUCUGCAAAGGUCAAUCUCCAUCUUCUCCCCGGCCAUGAACUCCCUUACCCGGAUCAGGACGCUGGAGAGCCUGAGCAUGAGCACGAUGAUCCCAGCAACGCAUUUCCAGACCCUGACCUGAUAGAUUUGCGCAGCCGUACGGUAUCAGCGGCUUCUGAGAGACCUGAAGUCGCUUCCUCCUCGUCGGCUGCAUCAACUUCGCCUACCUCCACUCAACCACUUGGUGAUGCAACAAAGACAAGUAAUCUCCAACCUAUCGCUGUAUUCUCUAAAGUCCGAUCCUCAAGUCAGCUCAAGGAGUUCACGUUCCUAGGCUGGUAUGAGCUUGAGGAGACGGAAUUCUUCGCUCCUGGGUCUUCCGCAUUGGUCAAGAUGUUGGAGCAAAAAAGUGGAAGAGCCUGGGAAGAGGAUCUUGAGAGCGAAUGGGCGAAGAUCAAGUUAGUAAGACAAGGACGAAGCGAGAACGUGCGCCUUGAUGAGCUGUGA
This is a messenger RNA of Aureobasidium melanogenum CBS 110374, 1221 nucleotides long. RefSeq lists its product as uncharacterized. The record is from RefSeq and is a predicted model, not a curated record. The transcript has a single exon. Bases 1 to 1221 code for a protein of 406 amino acids. NCBI's taxonomy places the organism in Eukaryota, Fungi, Ascomycota, Dothideomycetes, Dothideales, Saccotheciaceae.